GCUCCGGAGGGACCCGCUGCAGCCACCACCGCGCUGCUCCCAGGCCUCGGCGCCUGCCUACGUGUACACUGUUGUACGCCCCUUGCCAGGGUUAACGACAUGAACUUCGACGUGGGGCUGUAAAAAUGUGUUUCAAACGCUGCUGCCGACAGCCGCCGCUGCGCUGUCUCUGCAGACAUUUCUCGGCUCCUUAAUUAAGGAGUGCGUUUCAGAACGUUUCGAGGGACCCAGGCAGGAGCCACGCGGUGCCCGGGGCAAGAAGCAGCAGGCUACCAGCAUGCAGCCGGCCGCCCGCUCGCUGCCCGGGGCUACCCUCGGCGGGGCAGAGCCCGCUGCUGGCCGUGGGGCUGCGCGCCCGUGGGCGAGGCCAGCGCGGGAGAGGCGGCGGUCGCGGGGCGGGGCCUGUGCGGUGGAGGCGGAUCCAAAGGGGCGGGGCGGGCGCUGCGGGAAGCCGUGCGCCGGCGGUGCGCGGGUAGCCGGCGGAACGAUGCUCAACUGCUGGGAAGCCGCGCUGGGCGCCGCCGUCUCCGUCCCCGUCCUUCUUUUCGUGGCAGCGCCCUACAUCAGGCGCUAUGUCGCUGGAGGACGGUGUAAGUCGACAGCAAGGCUGGAGGGGAAGGUGGUGAUAGUCACAGGAGCCAACACAGGCAUCGGGAAGGAGACCGCCAGAGACCUCGCGCAAAGAGGUGCAAGGGUAAUUAUUGCCUGCAGAGACAUAGCAAAGGCAGAAGCUGCAGCCAGUGAAAUCCGAGCUGAGACAGGGAACCAGCAAGUCAUUGUGAGAAAACUGGACUUGGCCGAUACGAAGUCCAUCCGGGAGUUUGCUGAGAAAUUUCUUGCAGAGGAAAAGGAACUCCAUAUUCUCAUUAAUAAUGCUGGAGUAAUGUUAUGCCCUUACUCCAAAACUGCUGAUGGCUUUGAGAUGCAUCUGGGAGUCAAUCAUCUUGGUCAUUUUCUCUUGACUUUCCUCUUGCUGGAGCGCCUGAAGCAGUGUGCCCCAGCCCGCAUUGUGAAUGUGUCCUCACUGGCUCAUCACGGAGGCCGAAUCCGCUUCCAUGAUCUCCAUGGUGAGAAGAGCUACAAUCGUGGCCUCGCCUACUGUCACAGCAAAUUGGCGAACGUGCUCUUCACCCGGGAGCUGGCCAGGCGGCUGCAAGGUACUAAAGUCACAGCAAACGUUCUCCAUCCUGGUUCUGUCUAUUCUGAACUGGUCCGGCACUCAUUUGUAAUGACUUGGCUGUGGAAGAUAUUCUCCUUCUUCUUGAAGACGCCUUGUGAAGGAGCUCAAACCAGUAUCUACUGUGCAGUAGCUGAGGAGCUGGACUCUGUGACAGGACAGUAUUUCAGUGAUUGCCAGCCAGCAUACGUAUCUCCACGUGGUCGGGAUGAUGAGACUGCAAAGAAACUCUGGAGCGUGAGCUGUGAGCUCCUUGGCAUCCAGUGGGACUGAGCAGCACCAAGUGUCCCUGGCUGGGCCCAGCAACGCUUCUCUGGGGAACAGCACUGCUGAGAGACCUCAAGAGUAGAAUGCUGAUACUUCAGCUGCCCUAAGGAUGGUUCUGUGGGCACAAUGUAAUUUGAAUUUCUGGAAUAUUACACUUAAGGGUUGUGAUUUGUAAGUAAUCAGUCCCUCUUCCUAGCUGGAGAAUUAGAGCAUUGAUGCAGGGAGCCACCUCCUUGUUACCUCACACAGCAGCUCAAGGCUAUGGUUCUCUGGCUUUAGAAUAGAAAGGGAGGUUGCAGUCUUAGGUUUAGAUUAUGAAGUAACAAGGAAUUACUUUAAAUAAAGUUUGAUUGGUUUUUUUCCUAACAGCAAUAGUAAAGUGGUAGGACUCUAAACUUAAAACCUAUGAGAUUACUUUCAGUUCCUACCCUUUGAACUGGCAGAGCAAAAAUACUUUUGGAUGUUAGAUUUUCUGGCAAGUUAUGCAAUACAGAUACUCUCAAGCACACAAAAACAGAUCCUGGCCUUUUUGUGCCAAGCAUUAGGUAAAGUUUUUACGUGGCAUCACUUUCUCUGCAUGCUCUGUAAGAAGCUAGACCCUAGCCACUGAGGUAUCUUGGCCCUAAACUGAUUGCAGUAAGUUAACUGAGGGUUGGCAAAUCUUCUGAGAACCCAGGUUUGGUGCAGUUGACUAGGAGGUUAAAAGCUGCAGGAGGACUGCAAUUGUGCACAGGCAAGUUAUUAAAAAAAUCAACAUCUUUCUUGUGAAGUAUUGAACAAAGACAGUGUAAAAGUUGUCUCAGUAAAUCCCCCCCGGCUGCACUUUAAAUUAUUUUAGAGCCUAGAAAAUAGAGAAGAAUGAAUAAGGAACAUCUCAAUCAUGUUAAAAAAAUAUUAAAACAACUUCAGCUGAGACUUUAGCUUUAAAUGACACCAUACUCCCUAGAGCUAAAUAGCUGAAGCAGGAGGCAGGACUAUCUCGGUAUUAUGGUCCAGCUGGCUCCAGAACAGGAAGGUAAGACUUGCACAGAAAUCCUUGCAUUUGUCUGCCCAGCAGUUACUGGCUGCCAGCCUGCCUGUGCAGGACCACACAACUUGCUCUUCCACAAAGCAGCUGGCUCAGGCCACGUAGCACUGGGACUGCUCCCUUGGAACUCCAGUGCUACAUGAGUGCAAAUUGCUGGAGUGUGAUCCAUAAUCAGAGAUUAUUUCUGAAAGAGUUAAGCAGUCAGAAACCAAGUGCCACAGCUCAUAGGAUUAUCUUCUGCUUCUGAAAAAAAGCCUGGAAGUUUUUGGACUUGCAUAUGAGCCUGCCACUGUGACCAACUGCCAGUUUUGGAAAACAAAUGCUAAUUUUAAUUCUGCCUGCCUGGAUGCUGUCUAUGCAGAUCAGUCCUGUGCUACCUCUGAGCAAUACUAAAUAAAGCCAUUUUCCUUUUACAA
This is a messenger RNA of Poecile atricapillus (Black-capped chickadee), 2887 nucleotides long. RefSeq names its product retinol dehydrogenase 12-like. Bases 278 to 1450 code for a protein of 390 amino acids. The transcript has 7 exons. Lineage: Eukaryota; Metazoa; Chordata; Aves; Passeriformes; Paridae. The record is from RefSeq and is a predicted model, not a curated record.